This is a messenger RNA of Cuscuta campestris, 1718 nucleotides long. Lineage: Eukaryota; Viridiplantae; Streptophyta; Magnoliopsida; Solanales; Convolvulaceae. The record is from the annotation of a GenBank genome assembly.
AAUAGAAUAAUUUUGGGAGUGAGCUGUUAUUGUCUGUACUUUGUGCGACUGCCGCUAAUAAAAAGUGAAGAAGCACAGAUGCAAAGUUGAACAAGAAGAAAUUCAAAUAUUUUCUCAGAAAAAAAAAUGGAGAAUCAUAAGGAAAAUGGCCACCAUCUUCAUCCUCUUCAUGUUGUUAUGUUUCCAUUCUUUGCAUUUGGUCAUAUCAGUCCAUUUGUGCAGCUCUCCAACAAGCUGUCCUCCCAUGGAGUCAAGAUUUCCUUCUUCUCCGCCGCCGGGAACGUCCCCCGGAUCAAACCCAUGCUGGCUUCGGAGAUCCAGAUUCAUUCCCUGACUCUGCCCCCCGUCGACGGCCUUCCUCCGGGGUCGGAGAGCACGUCCGACUUGUCUCCGGCCACCGCCGAGCUUCUCAAGGUGGCGCUCGACCUCUUGAAGCCGCAGGUGAAGGGACUCUUCUUUCGACUCAGGCCACAUUUCGUGGUGUUCGAUUUCGCCCAGGAUUGGCUUCCGCCGCUGGCGGCGGAGCUGGGGAUUAAAACCCUGUUUUACUCUGUUUUCAUCGCUCUCGCCACCGCGUUCGCCACCGUCCCCGCCAGGCUCCCGGAGGCCGGGAAAUCUCCAUCCCUCGACGAAAUGAAGAAUCCCCCGCCGGGUUUCCCCGAAACUUCCGUCACCUCUCUCCGGGACUUCGAAGCUCGAGACUUUCUCUACAUCUUCAAAAGCUUCCAUGGGAGUUCCUCUGUUUACGAUCGCGUCCUCGCCGGACUCAAUGGCUGCUCCGCAAUUCUAGCGAAAACGUGCUACGAAAUGGAAGGUCCUUACAUAGAUUACGUGAAAUCCCAAUUCAAGAAACCCAUCCUCCUCGCCGGUCCGGUAGUCCCGGUGCCGGCCACCGGGAAAUUGGAGGAGAAAUGGGAGAAAUUUCUGUCCCAAUUCGAACCCAAAACCGUAAUCUUUUGUUCCUUCGGGAGCGAAACGUUCUUGAAAAACGAUCAGAUCAAAGAACUCGCUCUCGGCCUGGAACUCACCAGGCUCCCAUUCCUUCUGGUCCUCAACUUCCCGGAGUCCGGCGACGACAAGUCGCCAGAGAUGAACAGAGCACUGCCGGAGGGAUUUGCAGAGAGGGUGAAGGGAAGGGGGGCCAUCCAUUCAGGGUGGGUGCAGCAGCGGCAGAUUCUAGCCCACCGGAGCGUGGGAUGCCACGUCAGCCACGCCGGGUUCAGCUCGGUGAUCGAAGCAAUGGCGAAUGACUGCCAGCUGGUAAUGAUUCCGCAGAAAGGGGAUCAGUUCUUGAACGCCAAGCUCGUGGCGGCGGACAUGGCGGCGGGGGUGGAGGUGAAUAGGAGAGAAGAGGAUGGGUAUUUUGGGAAAGAGGAUGUUGAGGAAGCUGUUUUGGGUGCGAUGGGGGCAAAAGGGUCAUUGAUCAGGGCAAACCACAAGAAGUGGAGGGAGUUUUUGCUUGAUAGAGAGAUUCAGAGCAAAUUUAUCAAGGAUCUGGUUCAUGAGAUGAGGGCAAUGGUUGCCCUCAAUUAAGGGGUGUUUGGUUUGAGGCAAGGCCAAUUGGGGGUAUUUUAGGAAAUUCAAAUUUGAAUUCUCAAGCAAAUUGUUGUGAUUGGUUGAAUUUGUUUGUUACUCUGUUCUUCCUGCUAGUGUUAAGAAGUAAUCUUAAUUGCGAAUAACAUUGAAAAAAUUCUAUGCAAGAAAACUUAUGAACAAUG